Molecule: messenger RNA, 7421 nt
Organism: Cynoglossus semilaevis (tongue sole)
Lineage: Eukaryota; Metazoa; Chordata; Actinopteri; Pleuronectiformes; Cynoglossidae
Gene: nacc2
Product: NACC family member 2
Exons: 7
Coding region: 534-2348 (604 amino acids)
Biological process (GO): regulation of transcription by RNA polymerase II
Molecular function (GO): RNA polymerase II cis-regulatory region sequence-specific DNA binding; DNA-binding transcription factor activity, RNA polymerase II-specific; protein binding
Source: RefSeq, a predicted model, not a curated record
UAGAGAGAGAGAGAGAGAGAGAGAGAGGGGAGAGAAACAGAGGGGAAGAUAAUGACAGGGAGGUAAAGGGAGGCUUUGAGCACAGACAGGGAGCAGAGAGGGAGCUUUGGAGGAGAGAGGGAUAGAUGCAGGGUAGAGACAGACAGAGAGACAGACAGAGAGACAGACAGAGAGACAGACGAACGGACGGGGAGAAAAGUCCCUCAGACAAGCAGAGAGAAUCAUCUUUAAAACAGUGAGAAUGACACUUUAAGUGGAAAAAAAAAAAAACAGAAAAGAAAAGAGAGGCAGCCCAGACAGAGCACAUCAGAAAACUCUCGCUCCCCUCCGUCCCCCCCGUCCCCUCCGUCCCCCCGUCAUCUGCUAACUGCACUUCGGGGGCUGUCCUGGUUCUGAAUGCCGCCGCUGCUGCUGCUGCCGAUGUGUUUGUGUGUGUCUCCACCAAAGGACUGCCUCUCACACAGAUGCCUCUCCCGCUGGCAGAGUUCGUACUGAAUAUCUGAAGCCUCAUCUUCCCCUUCCUCUCGGCCAUCAUGUCCCAGCUGCUCCAUGUGGAGAUACCAAACUUUGGGGCCACGGUUUUAGGCUCUCUGAACGAGCAGCGCCUGCUGGGACAUUACUGCGAUGUGUCCAUCCUGGUCAAAGGUCAGGCAUUCAAAGCCCACCGGGCGGUGUUGGCUGCCAGCAGCCUUUACUUUCGCGACCUCUUCAGUAGCUCCACCAAGACAGAGUUCGAGUUGCCGUCCUCAGUCACUCCUGCUUGUUUCGAACAGAUCCUCAGUUUCUGCUACACAGGGAAGCUAACAAUGGCAGCCAGUGAACAGCUGGUGGUCAUGUACACGGCAGGCUACCUCCAAAUUCAGCAUAUAGUCGAAAGAGGCAUGGACCUAAUGUUCAAAGCCAACUCACCUCACUGUGACUCACAAACGGCAGGGUCCCUGGAGGAAACAGGAUCCGAACCACAGAGUCCGUCCAACAACGGUAAUGGCCUCGCAGUCGCCGCCCUGCUGGGAACCCAAGGCUGGUCAACAUCUCUACUUCUGCCACCGCGCAAGAUUAAACUAGAAGUCGGCGAGCCCACGCCCCUGACGAUACCCUCGACACAAACUAAGAUUUCAUCUUCAGAGUUGGGCAGUCGGUUGAGCAGAGCUGGGUCGCUGUUCUACACAACGGCUGGAGGAACUCCAGUCCCUGGUCUGCCUCCUUAUCACCUCCAAGGACCCAAUGGAGUUGGAGCAGGAGGGGGUGGAGGUGGAGGAGGAGGAGUUGAAAGGUCCAGUCCUGGAGCAGCCAGUCUGCCCACUACUGACAGUCCAACGUCUUAUCAGAACGAGGAUGAGGAGUUUGAAGAAGAGCCGUAUGAUGGAAUCACAGAGGACGCCUACACUCAUCUCUACGGACGCUCAGCGAACCCCUACGGGAUCCAGGACAAGGCAGAAAUGGCAACAUUGCCCUUGGCUCUGGAGAACCGCAACUGUGUCCUGAUCCGUAGGGAUCUGGUGGCCCUGCCUGCUAGCCUCAUCAGCCAGAUAGGGUACCGCUGCCACCCUAAGCUCUACACGGAGGGGGACCCAGGAGAGAAGCUGGAAUUGGUUGCCGGUACGCAGGUGUUUAUGACUCGAGGCCAGCUGAUGAACUGUCAUCUUUGUGCCGGUAUCAAACACAAAGUCCUGCUUCGCCGUCUGCUAGCCACGUUCUUUGAUAGAAACACUUUGGCCAAUAGCUGUGGGACAGGAAUCCGUUCUUCUACCAGUGACCCCAGCAGGAAACCUCUGGACAGCAGGGUCCUCAACGCUGUCAAACUUUACUGUCAGAAUUUCAACCCUAACUUCAAGGAGAGUGAAAUGAAUGUGAUCGCUGCUGACAUGUGCACAAACGCCCGGCGCGUCCGUAAGCGGUGGUUGCCCAAGAUCAAGUCCAUGCUGCCUGACGGCAUGGAAGUCUACCGCGCAGGGAUGGGCAUGGGCGCCGCCGCCGUGGGCCUGAGCCUGGCUCUGGGGGCCGCUCAACCGGGGGUGCCCCUCCCGUUCGAUCCGGACUUCAAGACCCUGGAGCAGAGGUUGUAUCCAGAUCGUAAGGACCCUCUGAGGACUCAUGCAGCGCUCACAGACGGCAGCCCGGGGUCGGGGGCGGCCGGAGCAGAGGGUGAGGGCGAAGGCGAGAGAGCCAUCCAGGAAGAGCCCGAGGAAGACGAGGACGAAGCGGGGAUGGAGGGCGUUGAUGGUUCACUGGGGGCGCCGACGUUGAUGCCGUCAGGGGCUGAUGGGGGCAACUGUGGGGACCGACAUACGCCACCGGAGCAGCAGGUGGAAAGUUUUGAACAAGGUCCGAGGGUGAACGGACAGUGAAUGCUAAUCCAACGCCACACUCUCUUUGGCUCGCAUCUCCAUCCAGCACUCCUCCUUUUUCUCAUCCUCCUCUUCCUCCUCCUACUCUGUGCUUCCUUGACAGGAAUCUUCAGCACAAAACUCUGAUUUUUCACACACAUGCAUGCGCAUCAGUGUGCUUGUACACACACACACACACACACACUGAUGAUUGAAGUGGACACAGGCAUUGCAUUAGCAUCUCUACAACACGUUGUAGUGACGAGGAAUAUUUAGUACAAAGUCAACAGACACAGAGUGGCUGUUUAUGGUGUUAUUGGAUAAUUCAUUAUUUGUUAAAUGAAUGGUCCUCAACCCUUGUUGUACCAAGGACCGAUUGACCGGUGUUUUAGCCGUUACUGUGGACCGGUGAUACCGCACCAUCAUGGCAGGAUCAUUAACUUUUCUUUCAGACUUUCUUCUGCUAGUAUCAGAGUCUGAAUGACCUGUUGUGUCCCACUGCGGCCCGGUACCAAAUGACCUACGGACCGGCACCGAUCCCCAAACCAGGGGUUGGGACCCCCCUGCUUUAAGGGUUAAUCAUUAAGCGAAGCCCAUUUUAACCAGAGGGAAAAUGAAACAGAAAUAAAAUUCAAGCACAGAGAUGAUAUAAAUAUUUGAUUUUUCCUUUUAAUCAGGAAAACACUUUGAUUUCAGAAAAGACGUCUCUGUAUCUAACAACUAAUCAGUCACAUGACCUUUGGUCACGACCUUUCCCUUGCAGUGAGUUUGUCAAUGUGACGCCUGUGUCUGCUCCAUGACCCCCUGACCCCCUCCAACACAUAGAGAUGCACACAUCCCACACAUACACGUGCACAUUUCCUACCUGAUGAUAGUAGUCUUUUAAUAUCUGCAACGACGCAUUGGAAAUGCACCAUCCAAAAAAAAAAAAAAAAAAUAAGAAAGAAAAAAAGCAACAGUCAAAAUAGAAAUCUCUAAACGUCUGUCUGACAGACAUGGACAGGAACUAACAUCCCAGCUUAUGUGCAUGAAUACAAACCAACGGAUACACACCGAUACUGAGAUCGACGACAACAAGAAAGCCACAAAACCUGCAUCUGAAUUUUAAAAAACAACAAAAAAACAAAAACAGCUAUUAUUGCCUCAAGAUAUGCCAUUACUGCGCAACUGAACUCUGUUCUCACAGACCUCUGUCUGACUGACACGAUUGUUACUCUGAACUCGACUGCGCUCGGUCGGGUUUUUAUUUCUUUGUAUCUGUCACCACACGGGUAGAGGAGACUCAUCGGACGGAGUGGUACUACGCCAUGUGGUUGUGCAUGUCGAUGCCAGAGAGAAGCACUGAUUCACCUCGCCGCGGUGGUGUCACUGGCACCAGGUCCUGCUUCCAUCUGGUUUUUGUCGUAGGGAGGGUUUGUCGGGGGGUAAAUUAUUUAAUAAAAUGUAUGAGAGCAAUUAUUACUGCUGGCUUAUUGCAUUUGCACUCAAAAAAAAGGUUAAAGGUUGAAGACUAAGGAGUUUGUCCAAACAUGAUUGUACUAAAGGUGGAAAUCCGCCUCCAAAUCUCCCUGAUAAUUUAUUCGAUUCUGGCGUUUCUUUCAGGGUUGGAAGAAUUGUUUUUUUUCUGAUGUUGACUGUUUCUCAAAAAUUUCAGAUGGGAAUGCCAUGAAGCAAUGUCAAAGUGCAACUUAAACCUGUAUUUGUAUCUAAAAAAGAAAUAUAUUUUUUAAUCAUUUUAUCCUUUCUGCCUCGUGCUAGGCGACAGUCCAGACCGUACUUCUUUUUCCUUUGUUUUAUAUAAAACUGCACUGUUUUAUGUCUUCUUCACUUUACUGGGGUUUUCUGCUCUGCAGCACAAGAUCAGAUAUAAAUUGAGGAAAUGGCAACCCAAAUAUGUCCUUGAAACCAUUAUGUUUUUAAAGAAAAUAGAACACAUUAACAAGUGAUUUAAAACUCCAAAAAAUGUUGACUUUUGCACCAUUUGAAUUUGAUUUAAAAAAAAACAACCUCAAAGUUAAAAAAAAAGACAAUAAACGUAAUGUGCUCAAAAGCUUUAAAGCUGCAAAAAAAAGGCCCUGUGAAAAACACAGGGAUGAGAUUGCACUAGGUAAUAAUGAUAAAGAAACGUUUACAGAAUUUCCCCUUUUCUUUUCUUUUUUUAAAAAUAUUUAAUAAAAAUGUGACCUGCUAUUGAUAAAACAGGGAGGCGACCAAACGGCUGAGGGAAUGAGUGAAUGUAAACUGAAGCACCGCUGUGACGAGUGCUACGAACUUUGACUGAAUAAAACGAAAUGCUUUUUUAAAUACUGAUGAUUGAACAUCGGUUCGACGCGUUAAGAAAGAAAUACGUACAUAUUUAUUGUCGAACCAAAUUCUGCAGCUUUUUUGCGACGGUGAAAUUUGUCAAAAUAAGACAUAAAGAAGUGUUUCUGUAACAUUAAGAAACUUAAUUUUUUAUUUUUUUUACUUGUUAUUAUUCCACUGUUUCCCCAAGACAGAAUGUCAUCUGUGUCUAAAAGACAUGUAUUCCUAAAACUGACAGGUCCUAAAAUGUUUUUAUAGGUUCCCUUGAAGUCUCAAAAACUAAUAUUUUUAUUUAUUAAGAGAAAAAAAUACAUCUUAUUAAAGGCAUUUUAUUGUUUGUUAGAGUCACUGCCUUGAUGCCCUUCUUACUUCAUCCUUUAAAGCGAGUCUUCCCAGAUGUGUUUGCCUACAGCGUUCUCCAAUAAUUACAUUACUGCCAUCCCCCUAAAAUUAAAAGUCAUUUUUCUCUAAGUAUUUUCAUGCACUAUAAAGUAGGCCUUUGUUUUUUGUUUUGUUUUUUUUUUGCCUUAAGACCUUUUUUUAAACUCGUCUUAAUCUUAAAGUAAGAGCAAAUUGAUGAAAGAGCGGGAAAAAAAAACACUGACGUAGUAAAGAGUACAACAGUGUGUCAUAGUAAUAAUGAGGUGAGGAGCAGUGCCUUAGAUUGUGACUGUGUGUGUGGUUGUGAUGAUGUGUGUCUUCAUAUCAGGGGAGUGAAAAACAGGACUGUGGUAGAAUAUCCGAGCUGACAGAGUUUUAUUUUUUACAUCAAAGAUUUUUUUACUACAAAGUAUGAAUAUUGGCUUAAAAAAAAACAAAAACUUGCAUGAUGUAAAAUUAUAUAUUAAAAAAAAUGCCACUUUGCAUUUGACAGCAUGUCACUGUUAAAGGGAGUAAGUGAGCAAGUUCACCUGAAAUAUUAACUUUAUUAUUAUUAUUAAUAAUAUUAUUAUAUUGACUUUCUAUUGAAUCAGAUUUUAUUCAGUUUUCAAAAAUACACUUUAAAGUCAGUCUGCUUAUAAAAUGAUCACAAUGAAAUAAUCACAGAAAUCAAGUUUGUAAUGUAAUGUAUAAAUUUAAGUCGUUUUCCAAUGAUUCCGUCCACUUUUGUCUCUUUGUCACCUUAGGUGCAAAUCAGUGCAAAACAAAAAACAAAAACUAAUUUUUUUUUUUUUUUUUUUUUUGCUGUCCUUUUGCUUGGGUUCCUUGUUGUGCAGGGUGAAUGUGAGCAGGAACAAAGUUGCACUAAAACUGAAAGUUUCUUAGAAAUGUCAUGGCUAACCCUGGGGAGGAUGAGCUCUGUUUCCUGUGUCUGACUGAAAAAGUCCUGAAUAAGUCCUGUAUAUACAGUAAUUCUGUCUGAUUUUCUUUGUUUGUUUUUGUUUUGUUUUUGUUUUUUUGCAUUGAGUGCAGUUUCCUCACAACAUUUAUAUUCAUCGGCAGAUUUUUGCUUGCCAUCCACCUGUAGGGGCGCUGUAAAUCACAAUAGAAGAGUUUCCAUGGGAUUUUACAGUAUGAAAUCCUAUUUAAAAAAAAUAAUUUUUGCAAAUAAAUUAUUUAAUAUCUUAACUAUCACAGUGCUCAGCUCACCCUCAUUGAACGGUAAAAUCCAAAGCAGUGGUUUUUGGUCAUUUCCAGAGUGGACUCCUGACAGGCGUACAUUUUUAUGCAAAAAGAGACACUUGUAUCAUGAAUUGCAUGCCAUCCAGAACGAUCGUUCUAACCCGACGAAACCUCUGACCCUUAUGCACCAUGUAUUUUAUGCUGAACAGCUAAUGUCACUGUUAGCAAACAAAGACUGUGGACUCUGUGAAACGAGUGGGGUUGUAUUUUCACAGCACACCCCGCACAGCCUUCAACUGAAUGUUCACCUCUCCUGAUAGAAACAGAGUGGAAAACGUAGACUAACUACCCAAGUUGAGUGUGCAUUUGAACCUUGAGCAGACUCAAAAGAAAAAUGCACUAGAAGUGUGUGUAUACACCGUAUGUCCGUGUCCUCGACAAUGCCAGCACUUUAGAACUACUUUAAAAAAUAAAAUAAAAAAUUAAAAAGGAAAAGAGAACUUGACGAAGGGUUGGGUAGAUCCGGGGGGAAAUGCAACUUAUAAAGCCAUGUGUUCAGAGCGCUGACAAUCAGAACAGGGAGGAGACUCAAAGAGCAGUAAGGGAGAUCUGACAUGACUCGCUGUGCUUCUGCUACUGCUUUGUCUUUCUCCGGCUUGCUUUGGUCUCUGCUCGCUGUCUCCUCAGAGUGGAGGGACGAUACGAUGUUAACUCCAGCCUUCUAUUGUCACAAAUGUGUUUGUCUCCACAACAAGGACUGAAUGAUAUUUGACUGAUACCUUGGUGCUUUUGUGAACAGAGCCGUUGUACAUGGUCGUGGACAAUACAGUCAUCUGUGAAGCUCUGGUUAAACACAGAGUCUUGGGCUCAUCGGUGACUUCUAGAUGGAAAACAGUCAAAACAGGAGUCUUUCAUGCAAAUCUACACUUUUGCUCAUGGCAAUGUUCUUGACUAUCAACCAGGCCUGGACCAGGCCAAUAGACAUGGGACGUUUAUGGUGUUGUUAUGGCUUUAUGUUACAAAAAAAAAAAUGUUUAUGCUCCUUAUGAAUCAAGCAUCAGAAAUAUAUACAACAAAAAUGCAAGUUGCCACUUUUGAUGUUGCGUAAGAAUCUAUGUUUCAUUCCCAUCAUGGUAUUUGCCACCACCAGUUUGGGUUGUGUAGUAAGUGAUCUCUUUAAAUGCAAUACAGAAAAAUUCUGCUUUCUAAUAAAAGUCCUUACUUCAC